Cylas formicarius (sweet potato weevil) is the source of this 737-nucleotide messenger RNA. It is a transcript of the gene Sap30, whose product is annotated as histone deacetylase complex subunit SAP30 homolog. Bases 213 to 728 code for a protein of 171 amino acids. The record is from RefSeq and is a predicted model, not a curated record. Gene Ontology annotation, cellular component: histone deacetylase complex. Lineage: Eukaryota; Metazoa; Arthropoda; Insecta; Coleoptera; Brentidae. Gene Ontology annotation, molecular function: protein binding; transcription coregulator activity. The transcript is spliced from 3 exons. Gene Ontology annotation, biological process: regulation of DNA-templated transcription.
CGACGUUCGGAAAUUAGUACACAAUUUUUCUAACAAAACGUCACAGAUACGCGGUCUCAGAUUUGUAUUUCAAUAACAAAAAAGCCGCUGUAUGCUGAUUAGUAUUUUUAGUGCGCUCAGUUAAUAUUAAAGUGCUAUUCCAAUAUAUUCCGUUUAAGCGUAAAUUCGAUAAAAUGGCUUCAUCUGAUCGCCAGGACUGCGGUUUUUAAAGGAUGAACGGUUUUAGUACCGGCGAAGAAGAUUCCAGGGGUCCUGCGGACCAGAUUUGUUGUUUAAUUGAUAACGGCGAAAGGUGUCCGAAAGCCGCUGGAAACGCAUCUUACAGCAAAAGAAUUCAAAAGACUGUUACCCAAAGGAGGCUCAAUCUAUUGUUAGAUAACACAGCGCGACACAUUUACAUCUGUGAUUUCCACAAAAUGAUCAUUCAGUGCGCCAGAACAAAACGAAGAAGGAAGGAUUCAGAGGAUGACAGCAACGAGACUGACACAGAUGUACCUGAGGUUGAUCUGUAUCAACUUCAAGUAAAUACUCUAAGAAGGUAUAAAAGACACUUUAAGGUUCCCAUGCGACCCAACUUGAACAAGGCACAAUUAGCAGAUACAUUAAUGAAGCAUUUCAAGACAAUUCCAGUAAAGGAGAAGGAUGUGGUGACAUUCUUUAUCUACACUGUAAAGACCAAUGGUAACAAAUUGGAUCAAAAGAACGGAGUCAAUAAUGAUACAAGCUAGAUGGAGGAA